Dioscorea cayenensis subsp. rotundata (Guinea yam) is the source of this 1657-nucleotide messenger RNA. RefSeq names its product probable LRR receptor-like serine/threonine-protein kinase At4g36180. NCBI's taxonomy places the organism in Eukaryota, Viridiplantae, Streptophyta, Magnoliopsida, Dioscoreales, Dioscoreaceae. Gene Ontology annotation, molecular function: protein binding. The transcript has a single exon. Bases 215 to 1489 code for a protein of 424 amino acids. The record is from RefSeq and is a predicted model, not a curated record.
AUCAUCCUGAAAGAUAUAAGAUAUUUUUGUUAUGAAAAGAGGGACCAAACUCCAAAGCCAUGAAAGAAAGAUAAGAGAGUAAGAGAAAGCAACAGCAGUGGCAUACCCAUGUGAUAGAUCCGCGCCACUGUCCCCACUCUACGCACAAUACUACUUCGUCAUUUCAUCGAACACUUCCCGUGCUCUCUUCCUUCUUCUUCUUCAUCGGUAACCCAUGGAUGCCUCUCCGACCACCACCGCUCUACUUCUCCUCCUUCUCACGCUCUCACUCGCAUCUUCCAUUUUCUCCCUCACCUCGCCGGCGGACGUCUCCGCCUUGAAAGCCUUCAAGCUCGCCGUGGAACCUUCUUCAAUCCCGGCGGGCUCCUGCUUGAGCAGCUGGGACUUUGAUCGCGACCCCUGCGACUCUGCCUUCACCGAUCGCUUCACAUGUGGCUUUCGCUGUGACGGCCGUGACCCCGCAUCUGGCCUUGCCCGUGUCACUGAGCUCGCUCUCGACCCUGCCGGCUACUCCGGCCACCUCCCCUUUUCCUUCUGGUCCUCCUUCCCCUCCUUGGAAUCCCUCGAUCUCUCCGACAACCGCUUCUCUGGCCCCAUCCCACCUCCUCCUCCCUACGGUCUCCCGUCCACUCUCCGCCGCAUUGCCCUCUCUCGCAACUCCUUCUCCGGUGAGAUCCCAUCCCUCACUCCUUCUUCUUCCUUGGAAGAGCUUUAUCUCGACAGUAACUUCUUGACUGGCUCCAUCCCGCACGGCAUUGCGCGGCUGAAAAGGCUGGAACUACAGAGAAACAACCUCUCGGGAGAGAUCCCAGAUCUGAGAUCCCUUUCGUCGCUCUACUUCCUGGAUGCCAGUGAUAACCAGCUCGGCGGUCGAUUCCCCGAUGUUUUGCCCCAAUCUCUCGUUGAGUUCUCGUUGCGGAAUAACAAAUUGGAGGGUUGGAUACCGAGCAGCGCCAUCUCGGCGUUGCCGUGGCUCCAGGUGCUCGAUCUCAGCAACAACGCCCUCUCCGGCACCGUUCCCGCCGCUGUAUUCCAGCACCCUUCGCUAGAACAGCUCGUGCUCGCGAACAACGAGUUCGAGAGCUUCGAGGUCCCAUCGGACGGAGGGGUCGGGAGCCGAUUGAUAGCCUUAGAUCUAGGGCACAAUCAACUGGGAGGGAUGCUGCCGGCGUUCAUCGGGAUGAUGCCGAGGCUGAGGGCGGUGACGCUGGAGAAGAACCGGUUCACGGGGAUGAUUCCGGCGGGGUACGCGGUGAGGGCGGCAGGGAUGGGAGGAGCUGGAGUGGAGCCGUUCGCGAGGUUGAUGCUGGCCGGGAACUACUUGUGUGGGCCGGUGCCCAGCUUGAUGCUCGGCGGCGGAGGGGUUCCGGCGGCGGUGAGCUUGGGCGACAACUGUUUGUUCAGGUGUCCCAUGGAGUUCGACUUCUGCCGCGGUGCCCAGCAAAAGCCUCCGGCCACUUGCCGAGAUUUCAAUCCUCUUAUUCCUUAAUAUGUUUUUUUAAAAAAAAAGAAAAGAAAAAUAAAAUUAUGUAAAUUUUCCCUUUUUUAAAUUAUUAAAAAUCAAAAAGCUUUUGAUUUUUAUUUUAGAAUUUUUUUUAUUAAGUGUUUACAUUUUUCGGAAUUAUAAUUGGGCAGAGGAUUGAUUUUAAUGUGAAAA